This is a messenger RNA of Pogonomyrmex barbatus (red harvester ant), 7491 nucleotides long. RefSeq names its product scribble planar cell polarity protein (gene scrib). Gene Ontology annotation, biological process: neurotransmitter receptor transport, endosome to postsynaptic membrane; cell-cell adhesion; neurotransmitter receptor transport postsynaptic membrane to endosome. The record is from RefSeq and is a predicted model, not a curated record. NCBI's taxonomy places the organism in Eukaryota, Metazoa, Arthropoda, Insecta, Hymenoptera, Formicidae. Gene Ontology annotation, molecular function: protein kinase binding. Gene Ontology annotation, cellular component: postsynaptic membrane; adherens junction; postsynaptic density.
GUUUCGUGAGUGUUCGUGAGUAUUCGUGAGCAUUCGGCGAAGGCUAGGCAAGGCUAAGCGAGUUUAGCGAUGCGAUGAGUAGCAAGUGGUAACGAGGAAACGCGUGACAGCGAGCUGACGACUCCAGGCGAUACUAAUACCAGGCGACACGAUCGGUGCUGAUCGGAACUCGAAACGAUCGUGGAGCUGUAUAUACGAGGAGCUGCGAGGAGCGAGGAGGAGCAACGCGGUUGGAUGCGGCAUAGCUCCGUGCUUCGUGGUCGUAUUUGCUGUGUGUUCGCUUCGUGGCUUAUUCGCUCGUGGCUUAUUCGCAUGGUUCUGGAGCAACGCGAGCACAACGUGAUCGGUGGUUCGUCGACGUGAUGACGUCAGAUCUCGAAGCAUAGGCCAAGAACGCGUUUCAAGCCGAGUAGGGCGUGAAAUCGUGCGUUCUCUCGCGUGCAUCGAAUGGAAAUACAUGUAAAUAACAACGGGCGCGCGUAACUCUUUUAUCCAUUAAUGUGGAUAAUAAUGUUCGGUGCUGUUUUAACGUGAUCGACAGUGAAUAGUACCAAUAGUGUACCAUGUUCCGCUGCAUUCCAAUUUUUAAAGGGUGUAACAGGCAGGUAGAAUACGUCGACAAGCGUCAUUGCUCUCUGCCGUGCGUCCCCGAUGAUAUCUUGCGAUACUCGAGGAGUUUGGAGGAGCUUCUACUAGAUGCGAAUCAUAUUCGUGAUCUGCCAAAAAAUUUCUUCCGACUUCAGAGAUUACGAAAGCUUGGCUUGAGCGACAAUGAGAUACAUCGUUUGCCACCGGACAUUCAAAAUUUCGAAAACCUCGUGGAGUUGGAUGUGUCCAGGAACGAUAUACCGGACAUUCCUGAAAAUAUCAAGAAUUUACAGGCGUUACAGGUGGCAGAUUUUAGCAGUAAUCCUAUUCCAAGGCUUCCAGCAGGAUUUGUGCAGCUAAGAAAUUUAACUGUACUUGGACUUAACGAUAUGUCUCUUACAAACUUGCCACAUGAUUUUGGAAGCUUGGAAGCAUUACAGUCAUUGGAAUUAAGAGAAAAUUUGCUCAAAUCCUUGCCUGAAUCGCUUUCCCAGCUUUUAAAGCUUGAACGGCUAGAUCUCGGUGACAAUGAGAUCGAAGAAUUGCCUGCACAUAUAGGAAAAUUACCAACGCUACAAGAAUUGUGGCUCGAUCACAAUCAAUUGCAACACUUGCCACCUGAAAUCGGCGAACUGAAAACACUGGCAUGUUUGGAUGUUUCGGAAAAUCGUUUGGAGGAUCUUCCUGAUGAGAUUGGUGGUCUCGAGUCAUUGACGGAUUUGCAUUUAUCACAAAAUGUUAUUGAAAAGUUACCUGACGGACUCGGCGAAUUAAAAAAGUUAACUAUCCUCAAAGUAGAUCAAAAUAGACUUUCUACCUUAAAUCCAAAUAUAGGAAGGUGUGAGAAUUUACAAGAGCUAAUUCUUACGGAGAAUUUUCUUUUAGAGCUACCAUUGUCUAUAGGCAAACUGUACAAUUUAAAUAAUUUGAAUGUUGAUAGAAAUAGCUUGCAGUCUUUACCGAUAGAAAUUGGUAACCUAAAAAAGUUGGGUGUAUUGUCUUUAAGAGACAAUAAAUUACAAUAUCUACCGGUUGAAGUGGGACAAUGUACUGCUCUUCAUGUCUUAGAUGUUUCUGGCAACAGAUUACAUUAUUUACCAUAUUCCUUAAUCAAUUUGAAUCUGAAAGCGGUAUGGUUAAGUGAAAAUCAAGCACAACCAAUGUUAACGUUUCAAACAGACGUUGAUGAAGAAACGGGACAAGAAGUAUUAACAUGUUUUCUUUUACCACAAUUGGAAUUUCAUCCUGAUGAUUCAGGUAAAUUGGGAAUGUUAGUUGGCAUAAGAAAUGUUCAAGGUUGUGAAAUGCGUGAGCUGACAAGCAGUGAUGAUGAAGGUUGGCAAGAAAGAGAAGCAUCAAGAACGCAUUCCGUAAAAUUUACUGAUGAGCCACCAGAAGCCGAUAAAGAGAUUCCAUUUAUACGUCAAAAUACACCACAUCCGAAAGAGUUAAAAGCUAAAGCGCAUAAGUUAUUUAGCAAAGGAAAAAGUGAAAGUCGAUCAGAAUCUACAGAUGAACAGGAUGUUUCUCAAACAUUUGGAUUGGACAAAACAGAAUCGGAAUCAUUAGUUAAUCCUGUAGAUAUGCCACAAUCUGUUUCUGAACAAGAGGAACAUGUAAAAUGCAGUAUUGCACAAGAGCAUCGUAAAACACCAACAUUUGGUAUUGACUCUGAUAACACAGAUAUUCAACUUAAUAAAGAAAGGGAUAAUUUUUCAACUCAAUAUUCUACAGAAUUUCACACAAAUGCAAGUACUGAAAAUUCUGUCCCAGAAUCAAAAGAAAAAGAUGAAGAAGAAUUUGAAAAUGAAGAUGUGCAAAGACAUGUUGAAUUUAAUAUUGUAGAAGAUGCAAAUAAUGAAGAUGUUUAUGAUUCGAAUAAGCCCAAUAAACUUCAACGUAGAGAUACUCCACAUCAUUUGAAAAAUAAACGCAUUCAUACGACAGUUGACAAAGAAAAAGUCGCUUCUAUUAUUGCACAGGCACUUAUGAAAAAAGAUGAGACUCCUAUAUCCUUACCACAAGUAGAAUCAAUGGAAACAUUCGACACACAUAGUCAAGAUGCAGCAUCUGAUAUCGAACCAACAUUAGAAAUACGGGAAGAGCAAUAUGAAAUUCAUAUAGAAAGAACGACAGGUGGAUUAGGCUUGUCAAUAGCAGGUGGUAUCGGAUCGACACCUUUUAAAGGCGAUGAUGAAGGCAUUUUUAUUUCAAGAGUUACCGAAGGUGGACCUGCAGACUUGGCUGGGUUAAGGAUAGGAGAUAAAGUAAUAUCUGUAAAUGGAGUGUCGGUAGUAAAUGUAGAUCAUUAUGAUGCUGUGGAAGUAUUAAAAGCAUGUGGACGUGUACUUAUAUUGGUUGUUAUAAGAGAAGUUACAAGAAUAGUUCCGCCAUAUGAGCAGGCACCAAUGAGAAAAGAUUCCGUAUGCUCUAGUUUAAGUACAAGUAGAGCACCAAGCGCAACAUCUUACGUUUCAUCUACAGCAUUGUCACAUACAUUGGAAAAUGGCGAUACAUCUGUGUCUCAUGAAAGUACAAAGCAAAAAAAAUUACCUGACCCUCUAACCACCGUAAAAGAUAGUGAACCUAUGGUUUCUGUUCUCUUUCACACAACAUUAAUACGAGAUCAAAAUGGGCUUGGAUUCAGUAUUGCCGGUGGAGAAGGUUCGCCAUCCUUUAAGGAUAAUAGCGAUGCAAUUUUUAUCUCAAGAAUAACAGAUGGUGGAGUUGCCCAGAAAGAUGGUAAAUUAUUAAUCGGAGACAAAGUAAUAUCCAUUAACGGAGUAGAUAUGAGAGGAGCGAAACAUGAACAAGCAGUGGCUUUACUUACUGGCUUGGAAAGAUUUGUUCGAUUAGUAGUCGAACGGGAAAUACCACUUUCUCAAGCGAAUCUUGCCACUCCUGUUGUAACUCCUUCUGAAAAAUCGCCACGUGUUAUAGGUACGCCAAAACCUUAUACAGGCUUGUAUAAUGCCAAUAGUUAUAUGGCAAAUAGACCUGGAUAUGGCGGAUAUCGUCGCUCUAUGGAUGCCGAUAAAGCAUUGACACCGAGUCCUACUUUAAAAACGCCACCAUCACCAUCGACAUUAGCUAUGAAAUCCGAUGUUAGUGAGAUACCUAAAAUGAACGGCGUAACUGAGUCAGGAAAUACUCUGAAGAAUGUUUCACCAAUUUCUCCCAGCCCGACAAAUAAUCAAACAUAUCCACAGCCGGUUCCAAGACAUAGCGUUUCACAGAUGUCACCUACAAAUAAUACUGGCUCUGCGACUAUGACUCCUCAUGUAGAGCCUAGACCAGUGUCUCCGCAGGAAGACAUACAGGUACCGAAGCCAAUCACCAACGAGGAAUUUCAAGCUAUGAUCCCCGCUCAUUUCCUUCGACCUCCAACAUCCUCGCCUUCACCAGACUCCCAUCAGGGCCCGAUUGUAACAGUGACGAUAAAGCAGCCCGAUACUUUGCCUGGAGAUGUUAAUUUUCCUCCAGCUCCUACUACACUCGGUAAAGUUACUGAGACCAUCACAAAGAGUACACUCACCGAGACCGUCGUAACUAGGGUGACUGACAACCAAUUGGUGCAACCACUUAUUAUUGAGGAUGUUGUCCUUGUCAAAGAAGGCUCCUUGGGGUUUAGUAUCAUAGGAGGAACCGAUCAUUCCUGUACACCGUUUGGUGCAAAGGAACCGGGAAUUUUCAUAUCUCAUGUUGUUCCUGGUGGUAUAGCAGCCAAGUCUGGUAAACUGAGAAUGGGUGAUAGGAUAUUAAAGGUGAAUGGUACAGAUGUGACAAAGGCUACACAUCAAGAAGCAGUAGUGGAACUUUUGAAACCAGGAGAUCAAAUCGUGCUUACCAUUCAACACGAUCCACUUCCAGAAAGUUAUCAGCUGGUCGAAAUAGAGUACAUCCCUGUGACAGAAUUAGUGAUAACAAAGGAAGCAGGUGAGAAACUUGGUAUGCACAUUAAAGGGGGACGAAGAGGACAAAAGGGUAAUCCUCUCGAUCAUACCGAUGAAGGAGUUUUCAUAUCGAAGAUUAAUUCAGGAGGUGCAGCUAAGAGAGAUGGACGAUUGAAAGUUGGAAUGAGAUUACUGGAAGUCAAUGGUACAUCAUUGCUAGGGGCAAGUCAUCAAGAAGCUGUUAAAAUCCUUCGGAGCUCAGGGAAUACUAUUACGUUGGUUGUGUGUAAAGGUUACGAUAAAAAUGAAAUUGAGUCAAUAUUAACAUUGUCCGAUGGUAGAGAUAAUAAGGAAAUUAAAGCGUCUCACGAAUCGAAAAAUCCGACAACAGAUGAUACUAAAUCUCUAUCACAAAGUGUAUCCAGUUUAGAUCGGGACGAUGAGGAAGCUGCGAUUCUUAGACAAGAACAAGAAAUGAAAGCUGAACUCGUUGCUUGGGAACAAGAGGAACGAGAACGUGCGCUUGUAGAACAAAGAGAGAAAUCCACACCUGAAAAGGUAUUGGAUGUUGUACGCGCGGCAGAAUCCUUAGUAAGCAAAUCAAAUAGUCCUGUUGAUAUAGUUGUACCACCGAAGUCACCUGGGGGCACUAAAGAUCUCAAAACUACCACAAUUGUUAUGAGUAAACAUACACUAGCACCUCAGAAUCCUAAUAACUCAAGAACGAAUGAGAAACCUGGAACAUCGAAGGAUUUUUCUUCAUCCAAGUCAUCUACGAUCUCUGAUCUCCCUAAGACAACGAAUUUCGAACGAUCUACUUCUAUGCAAACUUUACCUUCUCGAACGAAAAAAAAAUCUUUACCAAAACGCAGUAUUACAUUUGCUGAUUUGCCACCGACUUUAAAAAAGAGUUCCGAUUCCAUCGUUUAUCCAUCCCAUGUCAAACCUAUGCUAUCUAUAACUAAACAACCAAUUCGGCAAGAAAUAUCUACUUCCCUUCCUGGAAUUAUUUCCUGUCAAACAUCUGCACGUUCCCAACUUCCCCCGACGCCUCUAACUGCUCCUGAAUGCUGGGGAAAUCUUGACACUUCGGCUUCUAUUACCAAACAACAGAUAGCACGUUCUGUUGAUGGAAUUUUUCAGGUUGAGCAAUCUCCAACUUCAUCUCCAACACCACCAUUGACGAAAAUGUCAGUCAGCGAUAAAAAAAAAUUAUUUGAAAGUGUCAUAGAAGAACAUUUAAAACCAUCGCCUAAAUCAGAUAAAAUAUUCAGUUUUUUGAGUCAGGAUGAGGUGGAAAAGAUGAGACAAGAGGAAGAGAAAAAAAUUGCAACUUUGACCCGAGACGAACUUAAAUCAUGGGCACAACUUGAUGAAAACGAAGGUCUCGAAGAUUUGGACACAAUAAAUCAGGAUAAUGGACGACCUAAUAGCCGACUGAGUUCGCGAACUUCGAUCCCUCUUAUCCAGAAUGUUCCCAGCAGUGUGAGGACAGCAAAAGCGGAACGUCGUUUGAAAGAACGUUUAAUACAAGAGGGUCUUAUUUCGGACGAAGAUGAAGAACAUCUUUUAAGCCUUGCAGAACAGCGAACACUGAGAGCGGAGAAACGUGCUGCUUGGCGACAAGCGCGUCUUAAAUCUCUCGAGCAGGAUGCGCUACAGGCACAGAUGGUGAUUAAAAAAAUGAAUGAAAUAAUGGAUACCACUAAUAAAGAGGAAGAUGCGCAAGAUACGACAAACUUAACUGAUCCUGCCUCCGAUCAGGAGAAGACAGUCGAAUUUGCUACGUUACGGCCAUCUAGCGCAGAUUUUCCUAAGCUCGCUGUGCGCAGUAAAGUGGGUCCUCCUAAAGAGAUACGCGAAUCUGAGAAAGUAGUGGACGAGAAGGUCACUCGGCGUACCGAGGAAUAUCUUGAUGAAGUGACGGGCGAACGUCGUGUACGAACUGUUGAAUACGUCGAGAAGCUCAUUGAGCGUCAGGUGGAAACUUUAAGGGAGAAGAUUAUAUCAUUGGAAUUAAGUAAUGCGGAAGAGGAUGUGGAAAGUAUAACUGGUACUGGUGCGAGCGAUGCAGAAAGUGAAAGUGAAGAUACUGCGGGACAAAAUACGACUGUUAGUACUACAAAAGAAAAAGUAGAUUUUCAUUCUACAAGUGAUACAACUGAAAUUGCGAAUGAAACUUCUACUAAAACAAAUGCAAAUAUUACUGUUGCAUCUACAAAGAAAAAGAAACGUAAGCGAUCAAAGAAAGGUCGUCACUGACAAAAUAUUUUAAUAUUUUAAUGAGUAUUUUAAUAGGUACAAAAAAGAUUGAUGUUAAAGAGACUUGAAUAAAAAUCAACAAAAUUUUUACUAUUCCAUUAUGUUACUGUUACACAAAUUUAUUGUGUAAUACCAUAAUAUUCUACAUGAAUAUGCAUACAUUUAUGCUAAACAUAAAUAUAAAUUAUAUUAUGCGUAUAUAUGCACAUUUAUAUCUGUAUACUUUAGAGUAUAUUUAAUCAACUAUUUCAGUAUAUCGGUACGUAUUACCAUGACGUAAGCGUGCCUGUAUAUUUUGUUUUUUUUCUCACAAAUAUAAUAAGUAAUAUAACUAUAACAAAAAUCAUAAUCUGAUUCUAGAUGAACAUAUUGUAUUUUAAUGAAAACAUAAUAGAUACUUCGUGUAAUUAACCUACUGAAUACGACGUCUGUUAUUUAUUAUCUAUACAAUAUAUCUACUACAGAAAUAUAACCAUCAUUUUUUAAUUACAUUUUGUAUACGUAUCAUCCAUGUAAUACAAUUUCACGAAUCUAAUGUGUAACAUAAAUUAAUGAUUUUCAUUAUUUUUAUAUUAAUCUCAUGUUACUAAUUUUCAUAUAUCGUCUAUGUAUUUUACCGUUAAUUCACAUUUUAUUUCAUCCUAUACCAAUACACCUAGAAUUUGACUAAAGAUUCAGAGAUGAAAUUAGAGAUUUUCAAAAAAUGAUUAAUAUCUUAGUAUCAAAUACAUAGUGGAAAAUUAUAAUG